AUGGACAGUCGUCUGCAGAACCACAAGCACAGAAGUGGGGGCGAAAUACUGUCUAAGGACAUAGCAAAUCUGCUAGCCUCUAUCAUCUCUGCAAACAGUAUGAAUAUGGAACAAUCAGGAAAGAACUCUCAUUCUGAGAAGCCUCAAAAAUUCAAGGGAGAGGAUCUCAAAUGUUGGCAGCAGAAAAUGUUGUUUUAUUUAACAACAUUGAAUUUGGCUAAUGUUGUGACAAAGACUGUACCUAAGGCAGAGGGAGACAAUAUUCAUGCAGAGACUUUGAAUGCAAUUUCGGCUUGGCAACACAAUGAUUUCCUCUGUAGAAAUUACAUUCUCAAUGCCUUGGAUGAUUCACUGUAUGAUGUAUAUGCAGUCUUCACAACAGCCAAAGAACUGUAG
Molecule: messenger RNA, 396 nt
Organism: Prunus armeniaca (apricot)
Lineage: Eukaryota; Viridiplantae; Streptophyta; Magnoliopsida; Rosales; Rosaceae
Source: the annotation of a GenBank genome assembly